Messenger RNA from Colletotrichum tamarilloi, 1770 nucleotides. Its product is annotated as sodium/hydrogen exchanger family protein. The transcript is spliced from 6 exons. The record is from RefSeq and is a predicted model, not a curated record. Gene Ontology annotation, cellular component: plasma membrane. The coding region runs from base 1 to 1770 and encodes 589 amino acids. Gene Ontology annotation, molecular function: sodium:proton antiporter activity. Gene Ontology annotation, biological process: regulation of membrane potential; sodium ion export across plasma membrane; proton export across plasma membrane. NCBI's taxonomy places the organism in Eukaryota, Fungi, Ascomycota, Sordariomycetes, Glomerellales, Glomerellaceae.
AUGCCUACCUUUGAUCCCAGCGAAUUAAAUGUCGUUCUCGCUGUCUUUGGCGCGUUCAUCAUUCUAUUUGGUAUCAUAUCCGUCAAGAUCAAAAAUGUGUGGUACUUAGGCGAGGCCUUGCCGGCCGUAGUGUUGGGCAUAUGCCUGGGCCCUAUAGCUGCUAGGUUCAUCGACAGCGAGAGGUGGGGGUCAGCUGUUGAGGGGCAGACCCAAGAUAUCACUCUUGGGCUCACAAGAGUGAUGAUUGGCAUUCAGCUGGUCAUGGCUGGCUAUCAACUCCCAGCAAAGUACCAAAAGACACAAUGGAAGGAGAUGGCAAUCUUAAUGUUACCCAUUAUGACACUGAUGUGGUUAGCGACGACAGGCUGCAUCCUGGCAACCAUUCCCAAGUUGACAUUUCUGGGUGCUGGGGUCAUCGCUGCCUGCGUGACCUCGACGGAUCCAGUCCUGUCACAAGCCGUUGCCAAGGGGCCUUUCGCCGAUAAGUUCGUUCGGCGCUCUUUGCGUGAAAUCAUUUCUUCCGAGAGUGGCGCAAAUGACGGCUUCGGCUUCCCCAUAUUGAUGCUGACGACGUACCUCAUCCGGCACGCGGAGGGAUCUGAAGUGCACGCGGAUGGUUUGACAUUGCACGCAGUCAGUCGUACGCUUCUUCCGAGAGCCGGUGACGUCGCCCGCCAAGGCGGAGGCGUUGGUGUUGCUCUGCUGAAUUGGCUGCUGGAGACAUGGCUUUACUUUGUGCUCAUGAGUAUAGCCUACGGAAUCAUUAUGGGAACUCUGAUCAGGAUUGCACUGAAGUAUUCUGUCAGAAAAAAGUGGAUCGAUUCCGAAAGCUACGUCCUGGUGCCCACAGCGAUUGGUCUCUUCAUGAUGGGCACUUCAGGAGCCAUCGGAACUGACGAUUUGCUAUCUUGCUUCGUCGCUGGCAGUGCGCUCAACUGGGACGGCGAGUACCUUGCAGAGGCACAGAAGCGGCACGACGAAGUCAACGCCAGCAUCGACGUUCUUCUCAACUUUGGCGGCUUCAUAUAUCUCGGGACCAUCAUCCCAUGGAGUGACUUUAGCUCUGACAUAACCGGAAUCAGUCUCGGCCGACUCUUUGCCCUCGGCGCACUUGUUCUUGUAUUCCGUCGCAUCCCCGCCAUGCUUCUCACGUACAAGCUCAUGCCGAACACUAUCAUAGACUGGAAAGAAGCCUUAUUUAUGGGCUACUUUGGCCCUAUUGGCGUUGGUGCUGCGUUCUAUGUCGAGCAUGCGCGUCACCUCUUCCCUAAACUUGCUGAGGCCGAGGGCGACAGUGAGGUAGUUGACAUGCUUCGGGCUAUUGGUCCCGUCGUGUAUUGGCUUGCACUCUUCUCGAUUAUAGUCCACGGAAUCUCUAUCCCUAUCCUCAAUGUCAUAUAUGGAUUCAUGGGCGUUCAACCAGUUCAGGAUGAUGCCGUGGCAAUUCGACGCCGAUCUGUUCGCGUCCCUCCUCCAUCGAACGCGGUUGAGGGCGACAAGGAGACGUUCAUUGCCUUCAACCGUUUCUCUCGGCCUAAUUUGUCGCAGGAAACACUGCCGCAUAUGGGGGAUGACGACUCAUCUGUGGGAGAUCAAAAGGCUUUUCACCCAGACCUCGAGUCCGGCCUCCAGGAAGCUAGGCAAAAUGCAGGGUUAUCACCACGGAGAAGCUUCAAUCUCCCACGCCCGAAUGCACCUCGCAGCUUCAGUCUACCCCGGACAAGUUUGAGUCAACUGAAAUGGGAUCAACCACAUGUCACGCAGGGAUAG